UCACAGCAGGCCUGGUGAACCAUCCUGCCAGAUCUUGAAGUGUGUUCACAGCUGCUUCUCACUCUUCCACGAAGUCUUCUCUGCUUCUUGAAUACCAAGGCCUGAUGUACCCAAGAAGCAAUUUCUGGUAGAAAUCUGAAGAUUAUCUUUAAGGAAUAAAGGUCAAUGAAUUAAGGACAAGAAGGUUUCAAAUCAGUCCCUGCUAUGUGGAUAUUUGUUAGCAAUGACUGAUGUGGAAACUACAUAUGCAGAUUUUAUUGCUUCAGGAAGAACAGGUAGAAGAAAUGCAAUACAUGACAUUCUGGUUUCCUCUGCAAGUGGCAACAGCAAUGAAUUAGCCUUGAAAUUAGCAGGUCUUGAUAUCAACAAGACAGAAGGUGAAGACAAUGGACAGAGAAGCUCCACAGAACAAAGUGGGGAAGCACAGGGAGAAGCCGCCAAAUCUGAAAGCUAACACUUCAUUCUGACCUUCAACAACACCUAACAAUGUGGCGAAUCUCCUGGAAUUGCUCAGAUGUAUUUGCUGCCAUGAGUGAAAAGGAGGAGAAGAAAAUGGCUGUGCUGCAUGGCAAGAAGCUGUUCGCUGCCAUGUUAAAAGUGAGGGCAGAGCCUGUGUCUGCAGACAGCCUUUUCCCUACCUCUGUCAAUAGCAAUGGUUGAAAUCGCCUAGCCUGUGCUUGGAUAUCAUUUUUGUAUGGGUCCUUUCACUUGACCGUGUAAUGAAAUGCUUGUAGAGAGUAGCACCAACCUCACUGAUGAUUCCUGUAGCAUCUGGCCCCUCAUGAUGUCAGAGUAUUUAAUUGUGUCUAAUUGAAAAGGGUUGGUUGAACCCCAGAGUUUCAUUAUCUCUGGCUGGAGUAUUCACCCAGUAAAAGAACCAUCCAGAGAGCACUGUUAGCGUUCUGUCCCUGUGUGUUAGUGCUGUGUUAUUUACACUGUUUUGUAUCGUACAGUAUACCUGCUCAGCACUGCCCUUUGAUUGCUUGUGUAAAAGAAAAUGAUGUACAUUACUGUGAAUUUUUAUACCAUUCAUUUUUUAAAGGGCUGCCUUUUUAAUUUCCCAUAGUGUUGUGGCGUGCACGGGAAGAACAUACUUUUGUAAAACACUACUUUCCUCUUAAAAACUGUGUGCUGACGGUUAAGUCCACCAGAUUCACCGAGACCCCUUUGCUUUAUUACACAGGCAUUUGGAAAUAUCCAUUAAUGUGAAUAUUGCCUGAGUUCAGUCUUCUCGGUAUCUGCACAAACAAGAAUUCUAUCAAUAUUGAUCUUAUUUCUAAAUAAGAAAUAAAUAUUUCAACUAAUAUUCUAAUUUUUCAUAAUAAGAACUUUCAAAAAUUGAGAAGGUACAGGUGGAUCUCUGUGAUUUCGAGGCCAGCCUGGUCUCCAGAGCUAGUGCCAGGAUAGGCUCCAAAGGUACACAGAGAAACCCUGUCUUGGAAAAAAAAAUUAAGAAAAAGAAAAGAAAUUGAGAAGGUAGAAAAAAAGCCAGGCAAAACUAAUAACUGAAAAUACUGUGCUCUGUGGAUCAGUUUUCUCAUGCCAAUGUGUGCCACUGUUUAAAUCUGGAGGAUGGCUUGGAAGAAAGUACUCUUCUUCCAACCCUGUGGUUAAUAGUCCAAAACAUGAAGCGUUUGUGUUGUGUUCCACCAUGUCCUUUUUCAGCCCUUUCAUAUCCAGCUGUUAUUAUGCACUUUUUAAUGUUUGUAAACUUUUACUAAUGUUAGUGUAAAUUGCAUUCUGAUACAAUAAUUAUCUCCUAACCACACUUUUACUGAUGCUGUUGAUGGUCUAUGGUGUGUUUUGACAUCAUGAUUCUUGUAUGGAAAAUUUCUGUGGCCUAUGUAACUCUUCUGGUCAGUAUUAUGAAACCAACUAUCUGUGGUAGUAAAUAAGGACCCAGUAAGAUGUCCAGGGUUCAUGAAUUGUGGGACAAAUAACAGACGACAGAAGACCUUUGCAACAAAAGAUCCCCUAAGUUUCCUGGAAGGCAUAGCUACAGUUCCAGGUUAAAGAAAGAGCAGUGUUUCAACACAGUCCAUGGAUGUGAUAGGAACUUAGCCUGUCUCUGUAGUUAACUCACAAGGUGGAAGUGAUACCUGCUCACAUCUUCCUUUACAGUGCAUUGUUUACUGACUGGGAGUACAUGAGUCUCAUUCAGUCCCCAACUGGAAGUUUUCCAGAAAAACAAGGAAUAUUAAAUAUGUCUUUCUGGAUAUAGAACAGCAAAUAGAUUUAAGUAUGGGAUGCCUGGCUUUGAUCUAACUCAUUGGAGGCUAGUUAGGAGGGAAACAAAUCUACCCAUAGAUAGACUCAAACAUGUUGUUAGAAGCUUUCGGGCCUGUUUAGACAAUCUUUGAUAAUCUAUUUAAAACAUUCAACAGUUUUCGAAGUCCUUGUUUAAUUAUCCUUAUAGCUUUCUUGUGAAUAUGAAGUUCAUUCUUAAAGUUGUAGAAUUCCAAACUGAUUUCACGUGUGUUUUGUAAAGUUUAAAACCAGUGCUGAGUCUAUGUGGAAGGCUUAUAUCCCUGUGCGAUAUACUAUUACCAAUGCAUGUGGUGCCACGCUUGUCUUCAAAUAUAGAAGUAGUGCUAAAUGGAGAAGUCAUAUGGAGCUUUUGAUUUGGUUUGGCCUCUUACUACUACCUUGUAUACUGUAUUCAAAUACAGAGGUAUUCUCACACUGAGAAAGAAAAAAAAAUCAUUCUCGAUCUCCCACAUUUUAUCAAUUUUUCUUGGCAAAAGUGCAUAGAAUCUCCUACUUUUAUUUUAAUAUCUGCUAUUUGCAACUAAAGUAAUAAUACGAAUGGAUCUGUAACGACAGCUGGAAGAGGAGAUAACCCAAACAAGUGUUUGUUAACUAUCCCAACUGAGUCACUUCGGAACCCUUUCUUUCAACUCUUCAAACACACCAUUUAGAAUUCAAUGUUUCUCCCCUUUACACACUGGGACGUGAAUAUGAAUAAGGACUACUUUUUACAAGAUUAGAAAGCUAAUUUGAGCCCAUGUUUAUCUAUCAACAGAAUUUUGAUUCCACAUAUCAUAAAAUUAAAGCUAACUUCACAGCAUAUUUCCCUGUAUAGAAAAUGUUAGCAAAGCCCUCCUUCAGCUUGCAUUUUACAGAGAAGGAAUGUGAGUUUCAAUAGGGACUUGCCUUUCUUGUGAUUUGACAAUGGGUCAAUGACACAUCUGGCUAAACCCACCUUUAUUUUUGUUUUAUGGGUUUUUAAUAUUUAAUUAUACCUUAUUUUGAGAGUUUACUUCUGACAUGUAAACUGAAAGUUUACAAAGGUUUAUGUUGUGAAUGUGUAUCAAUAUCCUAUGCUUUUUAUUUAAUUACCAAGAAACACAAAGAUUUCUGUUUUUGAAACAUUGACAAUGAGUGACAAGUUGUUGUAUUUACCUUUUUCCAACUGAGAGCAUUUUAUGUCCAUGCAUGUUCAUCCCAAGUUCACAGAUAUGCUCUCUACUUUGUAAAAGAAAUCAUGACAUUCAUUUUUCAGGAAAUACCAACAUAGUAGUCCACUGUUGAUGCUCUACCCUACCCCCCCCCGCCCCGAGUCUUCCUCGGACAUGGCAGCCAGGCAACAUUUUAGAAAAUGAAUGGAAUUUCUAUUUCUUCUCAGAGGAAAUAAUAAUAAUAGAACCAAUAAAAGAAAAGAAAAUAUGUAACUGUUGGGCAGCGAGCUUCUGAGUUAAUCCUGCAAUAGUAAGGAGAAAAUGUGUAGUCAUUAAAUAAAAACAAGGAAGGAUCCAUAAUUGAUGAUGUCUUAGAAGCCCAGUAUUGUUCUUUGACUGGCAGCCUUUGAAGUCAUUGUGAGCUUCUAUGACUUUUGUAUUUAGCAAUGUUGCAUGCUCACAUGAUUGAUAUUAAAAGCAGAACUUGUCUUCUGAAA
This is a messenger RNA of Cricetulus griseus (Chinese hamster), 3895 nucleotides long. Lineage: Eukaryota; Metazoa; Chordata; Mammalia; Rodentia; Cricetidae. The record is from RefSeq and is a predicted model, not a curated record.